Miniopterus natalensis is the source of this 4548-nucleotide messenger RNA. The record is from RefSeq and is a predicted model, not a curated record. NCBI's taxonomy places the organism in Eukaryota, Metazoa, Chordata, Mammalia, Chiroptera, Miniopteridae.
GUGGCUCAGUUUUGAGAAACAUUUUCCAGUUAGUUAAGCAACAGGGAACACAACACAGCCAGAAACUGCUGAGGUGUGGGGCAUGUGCAAAACGAUUUUAUUUCAAUGUGAACUGUCACCAGCACCAAGAGGUGCAUAUGAGAGAAAAAUCCUUCAGAAGUAAUGUGGACAAGGCCUCAUUUGUGAAGAGCUCCAGAAUCCAUGUGUCACAGAAGACCUUUACCUUUGGGCAGGUUGAGGAGGACUUCCUGGCCAGCUUGGGACAUCAGAAGCAACAGGACACUCAUAAAGUAAAGGAGCCAAACAAAGGCACUCAGUGGGAAGCAACUUUACAUAGCAGAAAAUGUCUUUACAUUUCAGGAGAAUGUAAGAAAGCCUUUAAGUCCCAACAUAUACUUGUUCAGGACCAAGAUGCCCAUGCUGGAAGACAGUGUUUUGUGUGCAGUGAAUGUGGAAAAACAUUCAGAUACAAAUCCUCAUUUGUUAAGCACUGCAGAAUUCACACUGGAAAAACUUUUCAUGUGUGUGGCGAAAAUGAAAAAUCCUUUAGUGGAAGCUCAUCUCUCAGUCAGCAUCGAAAAAUUAAUACAGGAGCAAAGCAGUACAAAUGCAGCAAAUGUGGAAAAUCCUUAAGCCAAAAAUCUGUUCUCAUUAAUCCCCGGGAACGGCACAAUGGAGAAAACAGUUACGUGUGCAGUGAAUGUACACAAUCUUUUAGUCAUAGCUCAGUGUUCAUUCAUUAUCAGAGAGUUCAAACUGGGGAAAAACCUUAUAAGUGUAAUGACUGUGACAAAUCUUUUACCUCUGUUGCUGCCCUCAGUUAUCAUCAGAGCUCUCACACAGGAGAAAGACCUUACGGGUGCAGUGAUUGUGGGAAAUCUUUUAUCUCUAGGUCUGACCUCCGUUAUCACCAGAGAGUUCACUCUGGAGAAAGGCCUCAUGAGUGCAGUGAAUGUGGGAAAUCUUUUAUCACUCGUACAGCUCUUCGUUAUCAUCAGAGAGUUCACACUGGAGAAAGGCCUUAUGAAUGUAGUGAAUGUGGGAAGACCUUUACCCGAAGAAAUAACCUCCUUAUACAUCUUAGAGUUCACUCAGGGUACAGGCCUUAUGAGUGCAAUGAAUGUGGGAAAUCUUUCACCUUUAGUUCUAGCCUCCGUUAUCAUCAUAGAGUUCACACUGGAGAAAGGCCUUAUGACUGCAGUGAGUGUAGGAAAUCCUUUAACAAUAGGUGGACACUUGUUCGACACCAGAGAAUUCACACUGGGGAAAAGCCUUAUGUGUGCAGUAAUUGUGGGAAAUCUUUUACUUGUAGUUCCACACUUCAGUAUCAUGAACGAGGCCACCUUGGAGAAAGGCCUUAUGAGUGCAGUGAAUGUGGGAGAUCUUUUACUACUAGCUCUGCCCUCCGUUAUCAUCAGAGUGUUCACACAGGAGAAAGACCUUAUGAGUGCAGUGAAUGUGGGAAAUCUUUUAUCUCUAGAUCUGACUUCCAGUAUCAUCAGAAAACUCACUCAGGAGAAAGGCCUUAUGAGUGUAGUGAAUGUGGGAAAUCAUUUAUUCGAAGAAAUAACCUCAUUUUACAUCAGAGAGUUCAUACAGGAGAAAGACCUUAUGUGUGUAGUGAAUGUGGGAAAUCUUUUAACAAUAAGUCGACACUCAUUCAACACCGGAGAGUUCACACAGGAGAAAAACCUUAUGUGUGCAGUGAAUGUGGAAAAUCUUUUACCUCUAGCUCCACCCUCUGUUAUCAUCUCAGAACUCAUGCAGGAAAAAGGCCUUAUGAAUGCAAUGAAUGUGGGAAAUCCUUUACAUCUAGUUCCACCCUAAAUUACCAUCAGAGAGUUCACACAGGAGAAAGGCCUUAUAAAUGCACUCAAUGUGGGAAGUCUUUUACCUUUAGCUCAAGCCUCCGUUACCAUCACAGAGUGCAUACUGGAGAAAGGCCAUACGAGUGCAGUGAAUGUGGAAAAUCUUUUAAGGAUAGAUCACAAUUCACUAAACACCAGAGAGGUCACACUGGAGAGAGGCCUUAUGAGUGUAAUGAAUGUGGGAAAUCCUUUAGCCAUAAGUCUUCCCUCUCAAUACAUCAGAGAAUUCAUAAUAGAGAAAGGUCCUACAAGUGUAGUGAGUGUGGUAAAUCUUUUACCUCUACCUCUGGCCUUGGUUAUCAUCGGAGACUUCACAGGGGAGAAAGGCCAUAUCAGUGCAUUGAAUGUGGGAAAUCAUUUACCAGUAGCUCGAUACUUGUUCGACACCAGAGAGUUCACACUGGAGAAAGGCCUUAUGAGUGCAGUGAAUGUGGGAAAUCUUUUGCCAGUAGUGACACUCUCUCUUAUCAUCAGAGAGUUCACACAGGAAAAAAGCCUUACAAAUGCAAUCAGUGUGGAAAAUCUUUUGCCUCUGGUUCCACCCUCCGUUAUCAUCAAAGAGUUCACACAGGAGAAAGGCCUUAUGAAUGCAGUGAAUGUGGGAAAUCUUUUAUCUGUAGUUCUAAACUUCGUUAUCAUCAGCGAGUUCACACUGGUGAAAGGCCUUACGAAUGCAGUGAAUGUGGCAAGUUGUUUAGGGAUAGUUCCCAAUUUAGUCAGCACCGGAGAGGUCAUACUGGAGAAAGGCCUUUUGAGUGCAGUGAAUGUGGGAAAUUUUUUAUGCGAAAAUCUACCCUCUCUCAACAUCAGAGAGUACACACUAGAGAAAGGCCUUAGAAGUGCUGGAAAUGUGCAAUUUUCUGUUCAGUGUAACAACCUUGGAGGAAAUUCUUUGAGGAGCCAUCUAUCUGAACUGAAACUUACACAUCUGAGUAUGUACCGUGGGGUGAUUCCCCAUAAGUUUCAUUAAUGUGAGAAGGGUGUAUAGAUAUGUUAACUCAUUUGCCCAGGGCUCUUCCUAGGUUUAUGUGGUUGCCAGUUUCUGUGGCUAAAGUUCUUUCCCCGUUCCCAACUGGGAAGUCCGUAGACUUAUUGUGAUAGUGAAUGCUCUCAUGUGCUCAGGCAAGCUGACCCUCUGGUCUCACACAUAUUGAGCUCUUAGGGGUCCUUUUAUGAAUAAUUUGGACAUGGACCUGGGUCCAUGUGUUGGCACAGAGAAUGUCAUGACUUCUUAAAGCUUGCAGAGAAAUGACUACAUGUUCCAGGGAUGUGUUGGUCUCCCAUGAUACUUGUGAUGAAAUUUACCAGCUUCCAGUUCAUGAACUUGGGAAGUGCCUGCUGCACAUUGCUUUGCCUUGUAAAAUAGUGGAGGCCUUAGUCUUUUAAUUCCCCUUUAACCUUGGUGAUUUCUUUUUACUGUAUGAGGUAGUUUAUAAACUGAUUCAACUGCUACAAGCAUGAAGAGGUAAACAACUUUUUAGGGGGUAUGAUGACAGAAAAUAACUUGCCAGUUUUGACCAAAUUUACAUGGUUGUCCACAGCUGCCCAGGAAGGACUGAACUGCUUUUUGGUCCUCAUUUGGUUGCUGUGUGUUUUAGGAGUCUUAGAGACCCUGAGGAGGGGGCAGGUAUGAGAUCCUCAUAUGUAGCAUGGAUUUUCCUUCACCUAAAGCAGAUAUCGCAGAUGAUACCAGCACUGUUGAGAAGAUAGGUUCCUCAUGUCUACAAAGAGUCAUAUGCCCUGAUGUCCACAAUUCACUGGGCUAGCGUUAGUUGCUGACUGUAUCUCGGGAAACCAUAGUUGGUACAGAAACACUGGCCUAGUAGGGAUUGGAGGAGACUGCAGCCAGUUAGAUGUAAUGUCCCUCUUCUAAAUGUGCAUCCAGAAAUAUUUCUGUGACAGUGACUGCAUGAUUACUGUGUACAGAUUUUAGGACCCCCCCCAGGCAUGUUUUUCUUGUAUAGCUAACGUCACUGUCAGAUAAAAUAGUCAAAAGGUUUUGUAGGUUCCCUUAGCUUCUCAGCAAUGUCCACCUCAAAGCCAUUACUGCACAACAGGGAAGAAGAAAAGGGAGAACUGUAUUCUAGGGAUGUGGCUCUUGACACAGGCAGCAUUCCUGUUUACUCAGGUGGAAAAGUUCAUUAGUAACCGUAUUUGCUGCCAUUGAGGCAAUACUGACCCCUAGAGGGCAUGGGGAGAGAGAGAUUGGGACAUAUAUAUUUUUUAAUCGAACCAUUUUAUCAAACUUCACUACCAACUUACAUGUCCUACCUGCAUAUAUGUUUUUAUUGACUCCAUAGAGGAAGGGAGAGAUAUCAAUGGUAUCAUAGCCAUAAUAGCAUCUGUCACUCAUGUUUGUUGCCUCGUGUUCUUUUAAAUAAUGCCUUUCCUGGGCCUCACAACCACCACUGAUUUCUUCAGAUCAGUUUGCAUUCUAUAGACUUAUAGGAUUGGAAUUUAAAAGUUUAUUAUUUUCUUCCCUCCAUUCUCUUAUGCAUAAGUUUUAGAGAUACACCAGUGAUGCUUAUACGAAUAGUUAAAUCUUUAAUUUCUGAGUAGUAGUUUCUUCUCUGAAUAUAUACCACUAUCCAGUGAUCUCUGGGGUAAUUGGGCUAUUUUCAGUUUCUAGGCUGUUACAAAUAAUACUGCUCUGAACAUUUCCAUUACAAUUCUUGAUGUG